AUGUCGGCCAUCCAGUGGAAGAACCAAUCAGGUGCCUUUCUGUCGGUUUCCCAGGAAGUUUUAUCUGGAAACUCGACGUUCGAUCAAAGACUCAGUGAGCGAUCACCCAGCAUCGCCAUGGAGACGGGUGACUACAGUCUUGACUGCCUGGUCUAUGCCGGAGGAGCGUUACCAGGUGGAAACCCUCGAUGUCCUAUUCUACAGGACAUCGAACCAACCCCCUCCCCACCACCACCAACUUCCUUUCCCCCCUCCUCCGAGCCUCCAGUCAGCUCUGCCGCCAUUCAGACGUCUCCAUCAUCACCAUCACUGAGCAUCAUAUCCAGCACUGUAACCGCCGCCCGCUCUGACCCCAGCUCUCCUCCUCAAAAUCACAUCACGGUUGCUAAGAAACAGCAAUGGGCGCGGCAGGAACCUUCUUCUCCGAACUCCACCCACAUGACCUCUGACCAGUGGUCAUCAUGGAUGUCCCACCAUGAAUCUGGGCUGACCUGGACCGACAAGGCGCAUGCUGAAGCCGUGCCACUUAGGGACGCAGUCACCAGUACGCAGCAGGAAGAUUCUCAAGCUUCAGGGGGCACCACUGAGAUUCCCACCCCAGGAGUCAGUGCCAAGCUGUCCGGCCAGCGGGCGUACCUGCAGAGCCUGGAGAGGAGCAGCCGAGCAUGGGUUCUGUCUUCAGGAAAGUCCCAGGCUCCAGAUGAUGAGUUCGGGCCUCUGGAGGAGAACAGCAGCAGCAACAUCUGGUACAACCCCAUCCCAGAGGAGGAGGACGGAGGAGGCCCACCGACAGAAGAGGAGGUAUGGAAGAGGAGGGAUGAAGAGCAGGAGGUCGCAGAUCUCAGAGGAUAUGGUUGUAGCUGUGAGUGUCCACAGGAGGGCGCCAAUCCAAGCGUCAGUCACCAGGUUCAUGACAUUAGAGAAGAAAUCUCAGACUGCCCUGCCUCAGACUCAAGCCCCACCUCCCUAAACAAAGGGGGCGGAGCUGGGAGUGUGAUGGACAGGCUGAGGUCUCCUGGUACUGUUCGGAAACUCUCUUUAAAAAUGAAGAAACUUCCUGAACUCCGGCGAAAACUCAGUCUACGUUCAUCUUCCCGUACUAACCGCCAGACCGGCGGAGGAGGUGGGGAUGAGCCGACCAAUAACAACGCAGCAUCAUCCCCAGUUCUGGCCAAUCAGAACGUCAUCAGCAGGUACCAUCUGGACAGCUCUGCCCCCCCAGCGCGUCCUCACCGUCGAUCAUCGAGACAACGCUCCGCCGGCAAAGGAGGGUACCUCAGUGAUGGUGACUCCCCUGAGCUGUUGCCCCGGCAACAGGCUGCUGACCUCACAGCAUCCCAGGAAGCUUGGUGUGACGUCAGUUCGUUUCGGCUGUACGUGGGCUCAGAUCUGCCGCGAUGCAGCCAGCGGGUGACGGGGUUACUGACAGUGCACCUGCUGGGCCUGGAGGAGAUGAAGAGCAGCAGAUCAGAGGACAGCAAAGAAAUAUUCUUGGCCAUCCAAGUUGAUGGGGUGACAAGAGCCAGGACCGCACUCUUGACCCUCAGAGGCCACACCCGGCCCCUGAACCACACCUUUCACCUCGACUUGGAGAGGGCCCGGCAGCUCCGCAUCGUGGUGCUAACACCAGCGGCUCCGUCAGUGGUGGGCGGCGCCAAACCAGACCAGAGUAAUUCUGCUGGAGGUCCAAACAGGAACCGGGUGUGCUGUCUGGGUGGCGUCUCCAUCCCGCCGCUCUUUAAAGGAAGUCGCAGUCAGCAGCUGUGCCUGAAGCUGGAGCCCAGAGGACUGCUGUACAUCAAACUGACUCUGCAGGAAAAAUGGGACACCCAGCACGGCAGGGAUCCCUCWGCUAAUGUGUUUGGGGUUGAACUGCACCACCUGGUGGAGAAAGAAGGAAGCGCAGCUCCAGUUCCCCUGCUGAUCCAGAAGACGGUGGCAGAAAUAGAGAGACGAGGCCUGAAGGUGGUGGGUCUGUACCGGUUGUGUGGUUCCGCUGCCGUCAAGAAGGAGCUGAGAGACGGGUUUGAGAAGAACAGUUCAGCCGUGUGUCUGUCUGAGGACCGGUACCCCGACGUCAACGUCCUCACAGGUGUUCUGAAGGACUACCUCCGUGAGCUGCCGUCACCGCUCAUCACCAGAACUCUGUACCAGGUGGUCCGGGAGGCCAUGACCCUGCGACCACCACUGGAGACCCCUGACCAUGAAGCGGCCCAGUGCACCGUUCGACUCCUGUCCUGUCUGCCGGAACCAGAGAAGGCCACGCUGUCUGUGCUGCUGGAUCACCUCAGCCUGGUCGCAUCCUUCAGCUCCUUCAACCGGAUGACGCACCAGAAUCUGGCGGUCUGUUUUGGCCCGGUUCUCCUCACCCCAACCCAGGAGGCCCGCCGGGCGGCUGGCCGGGGAGGCCGGGGCAAGACCCUCUGUCCUGGGGAGGAGAUGGCCAAUGCAGUGGACUUCAAGCGGCACAUCGAGGCCUUGCACUACCUGCUGCAGCUCUGGCCAGUGCCGAUCAACCGAGUGCCAGAAGACGACCCCUCCCCUCCACGCUCCCCCUCCAUUGCCCGGCACCUCCAGGUUGAACCACGCCCGCAGCACCGCCCAYUGUGGCUUCCCGGCGCUGACGGCGUGGUGUCCCGUCGGGAGCGUGGCGGACCAGCUCGAUUGGAGAGCCCUCCCCCCGUCAACCGGUACGCCGGGGAUUGGACCGUCUGCGGGCCGGACCUGCCGGCAGAGGAUGAAGCCGACUACGACGAGGUGGCGGGAAGUGAGAGCGAAGGAGGCAGCAGAGAGGAAGAGGAGGAGGAAGAGCAGAAGGAGGCUUGGCCGUCCGGAGCCUCAGGAGGAGGCCACUUCAUAGACGACUUCAUGGACUUUGAUGCUCCAUUCAACUGUCGCCUCAGCCUGAAGGACUUCGACAUCCUGAUCCACGACCUGGACCGUGAGCUGGCCAAGCAGAUCAACAUCUGCYUGUAGGUGGGAAGUGUAGGGGUUCAUCACCUCGUCUGGUCCAAAACCCAGAUCGGGCCAUCAGGGGUUGGUGAGUCCAGAAGCAAUUGGAUCGCUUCUAGAUUACUUUUGUGAAAGUGAAGGAAUUUUCUGUAGUUAAGUUUCUUUUUGCACGUUUGAAGUCAAAACGCUCCACUGCUGAAGAUAUGCUGCCCCCCCAGGKUCACUGCUCUGCUGCCCCCUGCUGCUUAGGGAGGUGAACUACAGCUGAUGUUAGGGUCUGGAGAUGCUGAAGGGUUUUGCCGUCUUGAGGACAGUGGGGAGGGGGCAGGGUUCAUCGUUUAUCGGUACAGGUUUAGUCACUGUGAGAACGUUCUCGGUCCUACUUGAUGUUCCUGGCAGUAUUAUUAUUUUGUUUUGCACGCGCCCAGUAAGCACUUGUGAUUUUUUUAUCAGUAUGUUUGUAAACAAAUGAUGUAACCAAAGAUUUAAAGCACAGCUGCCUGUUUUUUCAUUCCAAAAACAAAUAAUAAACACUAUUGAUAUUAUUUGAA
This is a messenger RNA of Poecilia reticulata (guppy), 3503 nucleotides long. It is a transcript of the gene syde1, whose product is annotated as synapse defective Rho GTPase homolog 1. Gene Ontology annotation, biological process: cell migration; regulation of Ras protein signal transduction; signal transduction. Gene Ontology annotation, cellular component: synaptic membrane. The record is from RefSeq and is a predicted model, not a curated record. Gene Ontology annotation, molecular function: GTPase activator activity. Lineage: Eukaryota; Metazoa; Chordata; Actinopteri; Cyprinodontiformes; Poeciliidae.